AUGCAUGAAUGGUUGGAAGAACACAAAGAAGAGAUUGUUGAUAACAUAGUGGAAGAAGUGAUUAAUGGUGCAGGACAAAUUAAGGAAAUUGAGACAGGCCAUUUGGAUGAGGAUGAGGAUGAAAAUGAAGAUGAGGAUGAUGAUAAGGAUGAGGAUGACCAUAGGGCCGAGGAUGUGGAUGCUGAUGAAGAUGAGGAUGACCAUACCAACCCUCAUUUUUUCAAAAAGGAUAAUGGACCUGAUGUCGACAUGGGUGAGAAUGCAGCUUUGGGUGACCCUUUGGAAGAAGCCAUGGAUGACGAUGAAGACGUUUAUCCUCAGCUGCCCAAUAUUUUCAAUGAAAAGCUGCACUGGAAGGAGCAGGAACCUGUGUUAGUUAUGAGGGUAAACGAAUCCGAGCAAGUGGUGAGGGUUAAUGAAGCUGAGCAAGUGGGCAGGGUUAAUCAAGUUGAGGAACUGGGCAGGGUUAAUCAAGUUGUUGGCCAUGUGUAUACUACAGGUCAACCAAGUAAGAGGAAAAAGUAG
This is a messenger RNA of Lactuca virosa, 525 nucleotides long. The record is from the annotation of a GenBank genome assembly. Lineage: Eukaryota; Viridiplantae; Streptophyta; Magnoliopsida; Asterales; Asteraceae.